GAAGUUAUAUAUUAUUGGUUACUGUUAUAUUGUGUUUACAGGUUCAAGUAUGAUGGUGGAGAAGUGAGGGAUCUGGCUAGCUGGCCAUCCUUGUACAAAAGUUUACAUCAGUUAUUGCAGGAAAGGCUUGGAGAAUGAUGAGUAUUAUAGUCGAGAGGCAGCUGGUGGAGAUAGUGAUGGGGAGGAAGAAACAGAGGAAAAGACACCUACACUGGAGAUUGCUUCCAUGAAACAUGUACCAGAGGCCUGUUCAGAGAUUGGUACAUUUCUACGAGACACAUUGAAUGGAGCCUUCGCGAAUGAUAUGGCAUUGUUGUGCAAGUAUGAUGGUGGAGAAGCCAGACAGCCAUCUUUGAACAAGAGUGUAUACCAGUUAUUGCAGGAGAGGAACAAGGAACACUUCCUCAGUUAUGUCCAGUUUCAGAAGUCUGUCAACGAUGCUCGGAAUUCAGAGCAGUCUGUUUCCAUGGUGAAGUCACGCAUUGAGAAGAAACUCCACAAGCUUUUCUCACAGAAGUCCACAGACCUGAAACUGGCCAGCAUGGGUACUCUUCUGCCUUCAUGGAGAACAGCAUGGGUUCUCUUCUGCCUUCAUGGAGAACAGCAUGGGUACUCUUCUGCCUUCAUGGAGAACAGCAUGGGUACUCUUCUGCCUUCAUGGAGAACAGCAUGGGUUCUCUUCUGCCUUCAUGGAAUACAGCAUGGGUUCCCUUCUGCCUUUAUAACCCUGUCCUUUCUACAACCUGGCUAAAACCCUACAAAUGGCAAUAUGGACAUGAUAAGCAAGCUUAUAUUAUUUGUUGUGCCUUUGAUUGACUAAUAAAAACUGGCAAGUGCAUGAGGUUACUGACCUGAAGACAGCUGUAUUUGACCUCACCUGUCCAUACCAGACUUUUAAAUUGUUGUCAUCGGCAAUCCGACCGGAAUCCUGGUCACUUUCUGUUUAUGGAAAUAUGAUUAUAAAGGUACUCAGUGUUGCGUUUGGGUGGAAAUGCAUAGUUGUAACACCAGUCACUUAAGCCACCUUUUUCCUCCGAGACAAGAGGCUCAUGUGGACAUUCCCUGCAGUUUACGGCAGAGCUCUCAAUUAUAGCCCUACAAACUUCAGGUACUGCCAAUGGUGCAGAUCCAGUGCACCAGGCCAGUUUUCCAGCCGUCUGGAAUUGACAUCUCCAUCGGAACUGUAGCCAGGAUUAAUAUCAGACUCCUUAACAGCAUGGACCUCUUUCUUUGGUGGAUGGAUUCAGAGAUGACCCCAGAGAUGACCACAGAGAUGUGGCCUUGAGUGUGUCACAUGGACGUUAAUUUAUAGUGACUGUAAAGAAAUGGUGAUAGCAGAAACACGAAACUAACUUGAUAUGGUUUUCUGGUGUUAAAUCAACAGACAAAGUGUUCAUAAGUUGUUGGAAAAUAGUGCUAGGGCUGAAACUCUUUUGCAAAUUCAUAAUGACCUUGACCCGGGUCCAUACCUCAAAGGUCAAGGUCACAUGAGACAUUUAAAGGUCAGGGUACACAUGCUCGUGUCCACGCUAUAACGUACUUAUGCAUUGAUGGAUAACCAUAUUACUUGGUACAAAUCUUGUCCUCAUUGAGACCAUGUGCAGUGACCUUGACCCGGGUCCAUACCUCAAAGGUCAAGGUCACACAACACAUUUAAAGGUCAUAGUACACAUGCUCGUGGCCAGGCUAUAACUUACUUAUGCAUUGAUGGAUUACCAUAUUACUUGGUACAAAUGUUGUCCUCAUUGAAACGAUGUGCAGUGACCUUGACCCGGGUCCAUACCUCAAGUCAAGGUCACACGAGACAGACAUUUAAAGGUCAGAGUACACAUGCUCGUGUCCGCGCUAUAACUUACUUAUGCAUUGAUGGAUUUCCAUACAUUACUUGGUACAAAUGUUGUCCUCGUUGAGACAAUAAAGUCAUUUAUACAACAAAGGCAUCGUUUAUUUUUUUAGAUAUUACUUAUUAGUGUUAAUAAGUUGACUUUGUUCAAAAUAAAACUCACUUUGCUAGACUUUGCCUGACUUUGCUUGGCCUUGCUUGACUUUGAUAUUGUACCAUGCAAAUAUGCCUUAUUCCCAUUCUCAUAAAGACAAAUAAAAAACAAAGACAUCGUUUUGUUUUUAAAUAUUACUUAUAAGUGUAAAU
Messenger RNA from Mya arenaria, 2149 nucleotides. RefSeq lists its product as uncharacterized. The record is from RefSeq and is a predicted model, not a curated record. Lineage: Eukaryota; Metazoa; Mollusca; Bivalvia; Myida; Myidae. The transcript has 10 exons. Bases 227 to 751 code for a protein of 174 amino acids.